AUGAAUAUCCUUCGCCCCUUAUCUCCUCAUCUUCCUAUUUAUAAGCCACAGCUUACUUCGACGUUUUCAAUUUCCCAUAGAAUCUCCGAAGUUUCAAAGGUAGCAAAUGGUUCUAUCUUCUUUUUCAGGAUGUAUUCCAAUAAGAAGAAAAAGAUGAAAACUUUGGCUGAGAUUUAUUCCCGCACAACUCCCAUGCAUGAAUCUCCCUCUCUUGGGGUAGCGGAAGAAGGGCUAAGCCCAUUGUAUAACUCGAUAAGCUUCCCCCCCUUGUCCCCCUCUCCCCCCAAUACUUUGGGGAUACCCUCCAAUUCCAUUAUUCCGGCGCCUCCCCAUUCACCUUCUUCAUCGGGAAUGUCUUCCAUAAAUGAAAUUCUCUCUCCUUACACCGAAAGAAAGGUAUGUGAAGCACAAGGGAGAAUAGAGGAGGAAGUCUCAAGCAUUGCAAAUGCAAAUGGGAUCACUUUGGAUGAGGAAGCGCCUUUUGUUUUGGGACAAUGGGUGCACGGAGAAUCGUCAAAUCUGAAUUAUUUGACGUCUAUUUUAUCUGAUUUGAGAACAAUGAAAGAAAAAAGUCAAUGGUUUGAAAGUGCGACCGACGUGUGGUCAAAGAAAUUUUUUGUCCCGUCUCCGGUGGAGCAAUUCCACAUGAAUCCCCCACUGGUGGACUUCUCUUUAGGACUCUCUUUGUGUUGGCUGCUUUUGGUCUUACUUCUCCUUUUUUUAUUACUAAAGGUAAAAGGCGCAGGUAGCUUGACCGCCUUACCCGUCAUUGAAACACAAGCUGGAGACGUAUCGGCCUAUAUUCCCACCAAUGUGAUCCCCUUUACAAUAUGA
Molecule: messenger RNA, 834 nt
Organism: Capsicum annuum
Lineage: Eukaryota; Viridiplantae; Streptophyta; Magnoliopsida; Solanales; Solanaceae
Source: the annotation of a RefSeq genome assembly